Messenger RNA from Thunnus maccoyii (southern bluefin tuna), 4954 nucleotides. Its product is annotated as oxysterol-binding protein-related protein 1-like. Gene Ontology annotation, cellular component: intracellular membrane-bounded organelle; membrane; cytosol. The record is from RefSeq and is a predicted model, not a curated record. Gene Ontology annotation, molecular function: cholesterol binding; protein binding. The transcript is spliced from 29 exons. Bases 740 to 3709 code for a protein of 989 amino acids. Lineage: Eukaryota; Metazoa; Chordata; Actinopteri; Scombriformes; Scombridae.
UUACAAUCAUACACCAACAACCAGAUAUGAAAAUUAAAAGGAAGCUGUGAAGUGGCUUUUUCUUCCCCCAACAUGGGGUGGCCCACAUGACCUUGUCUGUGUAAACAGGUGCCAGGGCUAAGAAAGAGCAUAUUUUCUCUCUUAUAGAGAGCAACACCAUUUUGGCAGUCCCAAUACAAAAACAGUCAUAAUAUUUUUUAAUAUUAUCUAAAAGAUAAUGAUGCUUAGAACCAUCAAGGCCAAAUAUUGCUGUUUUCGUCAACAGCUAUUCACUGCAAAAUACUUAAAAAGUACAGAAAACAUUUGUCUGUCAUAUCUCUUUUGUUUUGUUUGUUCCUCUUUCUCAAAGCAGUUUGUCUUCGUCAUAAUUGUCCUGAUUUUCAAGACUUGUUUCUCUUAAUUCCCCUUGAUGAGGAAUUUUGCAGUUGUUUUUUCACAGAUUCACCAGCAUUUUAGGCACAGUUGAGUUGUCCUCGAUGGGGUGCUGUCGGUUUUCUCAUGUUGCUUUGAAAACUCACACAUCAGAGUACUGAUUUACAGACUUAUUUUACAGCUGACAAAGAGUUGUUGUUCAACUCUGUUGCGUUGUUUGUGCUUUAGUUACUUCAGCAUUUCGGUCCAAGUCCAUUUUGUCUUCCUGCUGCAGCUCUGUUGUGUAUCAGCCUUCCUUGUGAUUGAGGUUCCUGGUCAACACAGCCCUAAAAAGACAUCUCUCUUCUCAUAGAAAGUUCAAGCGGUGAUGGAGGCAGACACACUUGAGGAGCAGCUUCUCGUCUAUGCUAAAGAGGGCAGUUGUUCUCAUAUACAGAGGCUCCUUCAGUUGAGGAUUGACCAAAGCAGCUCUUUCAACAUCAACUGCAGAUCCAGGUCUAAAGCCAGUUCAGGAUGGACACCUCUCCAUCUGGCCUGUUAUUCUGGACACAGGGAUGUUGUGGAGGAGUUACUCAAGGCGGGUGCUGAUGUGAAUGUGCAGAAUAACAUGGGUGACACACCUCUACACAAAUCAGCCUACACCGGAAGAAAGGAGAUUGUUCUGCUGCUGCUGCGGUAUGACGCCUGUGCCAACAUAAUCAAUGGAACAGCUCAAAUCCCUAAAGAUGUCACAGACGAUGAUGAAAUCAUUACCAUGCUGGAGGCUGCAGAAAGAAGGGAGGGGAGGCGGCGGCAGGAGAGGCUUCUAGACGCAAGCAGAGAGGGGGACAUCUCCACUUUGUCUAAGCUGCUCAGUGGAAAGGAAGCUGUGGACAUUGACUGCAGGGACUCGGUGGGGAAUACGCCCUUACACUGUGCUGCCUACAGAGGGCAGAAGCAGUGCAUUAUAAAGCUGCUGAAAUCUGGAGCCAACCCGAGUAUCAAGAACAACAAUGAACAGACAGCACUGGACCUGGUCCGUACUGAUGAACUGAAACAGAUUCUAGCAGCCUAUCAAAACAAGGAUGUGAGCAAUGGAGUGCAGAAGAUUGAAGGCCCUCUUUGGAAGAGUUCACGCUUUCUGGGAUGGCGAUCCCACUGGGUGGUACUUGAGGAUGGCACUCUCUCCUGGUACCCCAGACAGGCUGAUGCACAGGCUGGUGUCCGGAAACAGGGCUGUAAGUCUCUAACACAAGCCUACUGCAUGGUCAAACCAUGGGAUCAUUGCGUCUUCAUGCUCAGGUGCUUUGAUGACACUGUACUUUAUUUUAAGGUCUCCUCAAAGACAGAUUCAAUGGCAACAAGAAAAAGAUGGUUGGACGCUUUUGAGGCACACUCAUCCUAUAGCACUUACCACUGCACCCAGCAACACAUUACUGAUGACGGUGAUAGUGGCACGGCAGUGGGGAGUUUGACACAAGUCCUUCAGGCUGCCAGUGCUUGCCAGCUGAAAUUGGAGAGUGAAGUGUCAAUAUUUUUAUCUAUGGUGAAGAAUGAGGAGAAUAAUGUAUUGGCUGCCCCUCUUCUACUGAAAGCCAAAGAGACCAGUGAGCUCUCCAGUGAAACCUGUGCUGCUCUCCAUCUCUGCCUUGAACUGCUGACAAAACACGAGGAGGUUUGGAGCCUGAAGUUAGAGCAGGAGGUGGAGAAGAACAAAGCUCUGACAGAGGCCCUGCAGACUUUGGCAACUGAGCACCACGAACUCAAGCAGUCCCUGUGUAAGAGCAGGAGGUUGUCCACCCUCAGUACCCUCACUGAAGAUGACUUCUAUGACGCUUUGUCAGAUGAGGAAGGAAAAUGGAAGGAAAUGCUUUCAACACAUUUGGCAGUCCUGAUACACACAGCAGCGCACUUUGAGUCGGAGUCGGAGCUCUCUGUGAGCGGCUUCCUGUCUGUGGCCAGUCACUCCUGUGAAGAGGACGAGGGGAGAGACACCCCCCUUCGCAGCAGCCUCCGCCAUACCAACGCACUCAGGGGGCCUACCGGAAUGUCAGGGGAGGGUAACCAUAGCAACCAACCAGCCCAGCACAAUGGCGUCAAGAAGCACAGAACAUCUCUACCGGCUCCCAUGUUCUCCAGGAAUGACGUCAGCAUCUGGAGUAUCUUGAAAAAAUGCAUCGGCAUGGAGCUGUCAAAGAUUGCCAUGCCUGUGGUAUUUAAUGAGCCUCUCAGCUUCCUUCAGCGGCUAACAGAAUACAUGGAGCACACCUACCUCAUCCACCAGGCCAAUGCUACAACAGACUCUGUCGAGAGGAUGAAGUGUGUUGCAGCAUUUGCUGUGUCAGCUGUAGCAUCACAGUGGGAGAGGACUGGGAAGCCCUUCAACCCACUACUGGGGGAGACAUAUGAGCUCAUCAGAGAUGAUUUGGGCUUUAGGUGGGUGUCAGAGCAAGUAAGCCAUCACCCUCCAGUCAGUGCCUUUCACGCUCAGGGCCUCAAGGAGGAUUUUGUCUUCCAUGGUUCCAUCUAUCCCAAACUCAAGUUUUGGGGUAAGAGCAUAGAAGCAGAGCCCAAGGGAAUCAUCACACUGGAGCUGCCCAAAUAUAAUGAAGCCUACACUUGGACAAACCCCACCUGUUGUGUCCACAAUAUCAUUGUUGGUCAGCUUUGGAUUGAGCAGUACGGCACCGUGGAAGUGAUCAAUCACAAGACCGGAGAGAGAUGCAACAUGACGUUCAAACCCUGUGGCAUCUUUGGUAAGGAGCUCCAUAAAGUGGAAGGAUACAUCCUAGAUAAAAGCAAAAAGAAGCUCUGUGCAAUGUAUGGCAAAUGGACCGAAUGCCUAUACACAGUAGACCCCGCUACCUUCGAUGCCCACAAAAAGUCAGACAGAAAGAAUUCAGAGGAUAAAAAAGGCAAACGGAGCAGUGUGGAUGAGGAGCCAGAAGAGAUGCCUCCACCUGAUGCUGAGACGGUCCAGGUCAUCCCAGGCAGUGAGCUCAUCUGGAAGAUAACGCCUCGACCAGACAACUCAGCCAAGUUUUAUGCAUUCUCCUCAUUCGCCAUGCAGUUAAAUGAGCUAGAGAAGAGCAUGGAGGGAGUUAUUCCACCCACAGACAGUCGCCUCAGACCUGACAUUAGCGCCAUGGAGAAUGGAGAUAUAGAUCUGGCAAGUGCAGAGAAGAAAAGACUUGAGGAAAAACAGAGAAUGGCCCGGAAAAAUCGCAACAAAUCAACAGAGGAAUGGAAAAACAGGUGGUUUCAGCAAGGACCCAACCCUUACACCAAAGCUCAGGACUGGAUCUACUUGAAAGGCUACUGGGACAGGAACUACACUCAGCUGCCCGACAUCUACUAAUAAGUAGAAACACACAGAUAACAUACACAUGGAUACAUAUAUAUAUAUAUAUUUACAACCUUUGAGCUUUAUCUGCUGGACUGGGGGUUAUAUCAGGUCACUGGGAAAUUGAAAGACAAACAAUCCAUGUAAAGAAGCUGAUACAGAACAGAAGAUCGGCUGUUGAGUUCAAUUUGAAAAAACAUGCUUAAAAAUUGUCUUUAAGCUGUCAAAAGCCCAUAAAACGCUGAAUGAACCAAGAACUAUAUAUUCUUCAAUAGACCCGUGUGAACAAUAAAGCACAAAAGCUAUUUUUUUUCUUAUUUAUUGUGGUUCUUGGCCACAUAAGUAUGGUAUAGACAUGUAUUGGAAAAAAUAGAAUGUAUUUUACAUAUAUUUCAUGUUAGAUGGAGUGUUUAAACAGCAACCUCAGUUUUAUUGUGUGUAGUUUGUCCAGAAUUCCUGCUGGUUAUGAAAACUCUUCCUCAUCAGCUUCAUUGCAGACACACAGUGGUGAUGCCGCCAGACUUGGCUACAAUGGAGUGCAUGAUGCAGUACAAGCUCACUGAUCAGGAAUCUUUAAUCCUACUUGUGCAUACAUUAUGUGGUGCAAAGUAUUAAAAUAGACCAUUUGGAUAAAUUUGCCUUUGUUCUUGCAUCCAAGUACAAUGAGAGUUGUAAGAUAACUAGUUUAACUGGAUGUGUUCAAAAUUUGCCCGAUUGCAAUCGAUUGUAAACUCAUGUCUAGGAGUUUCCCUGCAUCCCUGUUUCUCUGCAAAGAUGAUGGCAAGUAAAAUGUUUCCAUAUCAGAUCAAUACUACAACAAUAACUUUUUGUAUAAUAAAAUAAAUGUCAAAAAUAUCAAACCCUCAACUACUUACUGUAUAGAUGUGUAUAGAGAUGAAAACCGUUGCACAUGUCUACCUGAUUGUAGACGCAGUAGCACUUUUUUCUGAUAGCUACAGUAUACUGAAGCAGGGACGCUGCCCUGCCCAUAUAGAUUUGUGUGUGCGUGUGAAUAAAGGUCUUGCCAUAGCCAAGUAUGACUAGAUAUUCCUAGUGCUGUACGCAUAAAUCUCACCGAAAGUUUCAAUAAUUGCAUGUGCAUCUCUAUAACUAUGCAAGCCUUACCUCUUUCACCAUCAAGCACUGAAUAUUUCUCAUGUUGUGGAUAGCUAUAGGUUAGUUUUUUUUCUGUUAUGUCACUCUUUGGCUAUCAAAACAGAAUUUCUAUUGUUGCUAAAUAAAAGCUUAAGUAUAAUUGAA